Penaeus vannamei (Pacific white shrimp) is the source of this 868-nucleotide messenger RNA. NCBI's taxonomy places the organism in Eukaryota, Metazoa, Arthropoda, Malacostraca, Decapoda, Penaeidae. The record is from RefSeq and is a predicted model, not a curated record.
AUGGCUCUCACAUUGUCGGUCGUUCUGGCAUGCGCCGGGGUCGUUCUGGGCUCCGUCCACCCUCCAGCAUAUGGACAUCACCCACAGCCUGCUUACGCUCAUCAUGCGCCUGCCUAUGGUCAUCAUGCACCUGCUUACGGCCACAAGCAUGCCUAUGAGCACGCUUACUGCGACCCAAGUUACGCUGACGUCGCCGACCAGUCUGCUGACGACCUGGUAGACAUGAUUACCAAGGACCAGGAGGAGGCCUUCGACUACUCUUACUACACUGGGGCCUCCACUGGGGACUCUCCCUACGAUGCCACCCACUGGGCUGGUCCUGAGGGUUACAUCUGUCCCGCCGAAGUGGUGUAUGCCAUGCCCAAGCGUGCCCAGAAUGUGGAAGGCAAGUGGCGCGUCAUUGUCAACGACGUUCACUAUUACAGCCAGACUGCCCGCCUCGAGACUUGUCUGUUCCCAGAGGCUGCUUGCCGCGCCCUUGCUCCUUGCUACCAGAGCCACUGCACCCAGAAGUCAGUGUACCACCGACUCCUCUCCUACGACCCAUGUGACCCCUACAGGGGCCUCUUCAUCGACAUCUACAAGAUGCCAUCUGCCUGCUCAUGCCACCUUCCCGCCUAACACGCCACCACAAAAGCUUCUCAACGAAUCGCCUCUUCACACACAAACACUCCAUGGCCACCACCCAACCAUGUACAACUUCUGAUGGCUCUUCAAGCGGAAGAGAACACCCACGUGACUGGAGAACUGCUUUCUUCACGUAGCGCCAGUAGUUAUGCCAGGAACCGAAGGGACACUCCUGCCGCUGCUCUUUCUCUCCUCUUCAACCAUGUAAAGUCCAUUGUUACAUUUUUAUGAACAAAUCAUU